Messenger RNA from Amyelois transitella, 2500 nucleotides. RefSeq lists its product as uncharacterized. Lineage: Eukaryota; Metazoa; Arthropoda; Insecta; Lepidoptera; Pyralidae. The coding region runs from base 409 to 933 and encodes 174 amino acids. The transcript is spliced from 3 exons. The record is from RefSeq and is a predicted model, not a curated record.
GCAAUUCAGACGAUAGUCAUAUUAUUGAAUUGGUAGCAAACGUUCGCUCUAAGGCAAACAAUACUAAACAAAAUGAUUCCAUUUAAUUUAAUACUGAGUUUUCUGUGAAAGAAGAUACAAGUAAAGUGGAGCAUUCUGAUAAUUUGCAUAAGUAAAUUAUUGAGAGUGUCAAAAUAUUGAGUCACUCAAAUCAUUUGUGAAAGCAAAUUUAUUGUGAGUGUCAUCAAGAUAAGUGUUUCAAGUGCAACGUUAAAACAGUUUGAAAUUAUUAAAGCAACUUUUGAUCGCACGACAAACAUUGGCAAUCUUUUUGAAAACUGUCAAAAACUGAAAAAGAAAGAAGCAACAUCGGUUUAUAUAUCUUAACUUUAAAGUAUAUUUGACGAACGUUUGAUCAAAUCUUCCACCAUGCCUCCAAUGUUUGGCCAACCCAACUACAAUUUUGACGAUACCGAGGAAGAUUACGGCGAGUAUAAGCAAGACGAUGAGAAUUCCCAAGUUAACCUGACGCACAUGGCCUUCUGGUACAUGGUCGUGCUGAUUGGCAUGCUCCUCAGUUGGCUAGUGAUCUUCUUCUGCCUCAGGAUUAUCACUUUAGGGCAAAAAACUCGGAAUCAGCCGCAGAGGCGGGGCGUGUUUGUGGGCUCCCGCGAGAGGCCGUCGGCGCAGCCCGAGCCCACCAUUUAUGUGAGCCCGGCCAAUUUACCGCCACCUCCCAAAUAUGAGGCACUAGCCCCGCCUAGUUACGAGGAAGUCAUGGCAGCUGCCUACCCCGACUACCCAGCCACCCAGCCGCAACCCAUCACGUACCCCCUCACGCACGCCGCACAAGCUUCCUCGUCACCGCCAAGAUCCGAGGAACCUCCACAAUCCACGGUCAUAACAGUCACUUCAGACGAGAGAAGAACGUCUGUGACCGUCGCCACGUCAUGAUACCGUUAAUGCAUCGUUAUGUUAUAACGUGUUAAUUGUAAUUUAAGUUGCCGUUGCCGUGUCUGAGUAGGUACGUCGAAAACUAAUGACGUUAAGUUAUUAGUUGAAUAAUAAAAUUGCAAAUUCUAGAGUGAAAUUUAAUUGUAAACAAAGUACGGCAUUUAAAACAUUUAACAAAACAAAAAAGUGACAGCAUAUUAAAUUGAAAACGCAAUAGUACAAUAUUUUUAAAAUUUAAUAAUUUUGCUCAAUUCUUAAUUUACCUGAGCCAAAUCGUAGCCUUCGGGUCUUAUGACUUCUAACUUUUUAAAAACAGAUGGUAAAUAAGUAUGUUAGAUAUUUCACUAAUAUUUAUAUUCUUUACCCUUUUUAUAAUAGUCGGGCUUGAAAUUAUUUCGGGUGUAGCUGUAUCAAUUUAGCUCAAUCUGCUUAAUUUGUCUGGUAUAUUUUUAUAUAUUAACUCUUUUUUCUAUUAAAACUUAUAUUAUAAUAAUAAAAACAAAAAUUAACUAGCUACCAUUGUUUCUUAUCAAAUUGUAUGUAUUUAUUUAUACAAAAGAAUAUAAAAUGGUUCGUUUAAGAUCUAAACAAAACUUCGUACAAAGCCAAUUUAUUUUCAUUUUUAUUAUUUCGAUAAUCAAAUUGUUUUGUUGAUCAAAUGUUGAGAUGGCAAAUUUUACAUGUGGCAACAUUCCACAUACCAUAGUAUGAUCUGCAUAAGACUUUGUAUUUUCUUGUAAGUUUUCUAGCUAUGCUGCAUUUAAACUUACAACUCAGUAACUAGUCAAAAGAGACUGUAUGGAUAUUCAAUUUAAUAAUAACAAUUAUUUUAUUAGAAUACCUAUAUGACUUUAGAAGAAGCGUAUUACAGUAAUGAAAAAGAUUUUAAUUUUUAGAAUUGAAUUUUUUGAACAUUAUACGCACGACGUAAGAUGUAUUACUUUGUAAAAUAAAUUUAAAGAGAGAGUAGAAAAUAAAACUAUUCUGUUUAAUAAUUAAAUUUAUAAACAUGUGUAAAAAUUAAUUGUAUGUCUACUUGUCAGUAUUUCAACACCACACCUACCUCAAAUUUUAUUAAAAUACCUACACGAAUGAGUUAAGAUUUUAAAAAUUUAAUAUUAGAUUCGUGAUAAAUCUGCUUCUGUUUUAUUUUAAACUAAAGAAUAUUUGUAAACAAUUAGUAAAAUUUGACGUUCAUAUUUUUGUGUCAACGAAGCAUAAAUACAUUCAUCUAAUAAUUCCAAUUUUAAAUAAUUACAAGAUUGUUAUAAUAGUUUUCUUUUUUAAUUUCUUACGCAAAAAUUGUCAUAAACAAUUCAUUAAAAUUUUAUGUUUUAAAAGUAAUUGCUUGUGUAACUUUGCCUUUAAUAAUCUGUCUUUCAGAGGACGCAAGACUGAUUAUAUUUCGAUAAAUUUCUAUUCAAAGACUAGGCACGGUGCUUACAAAAUAUAUUGUCAAAAUAUAUUAUGUCAAUUGACAUAAUUAUGUAAAAAUACCUUUCGAUGUAGUUUUAAGCGACUUGUAUAUAUUAAACUAUAAAUAUUUUAUUAUAAUUUUAAGGACAUA